AGUGAGGACGGGUCGUGGCCGGUGGCCUGGGGGAAGCAAAAGAUAGUGGCCAAGUCUGUCCUCGAGCCAGCCUAAAUCCAUGCACCUUGUUUCUGUUCUGUGUCAUGCUUAUACAUGCAAUUAUUCUAUUCUGUCAGUUGACCUUAUCCUGCAGACCAGCACAUUGUUUCUCUCAUCUCCCUCUCUCACUCUCUGCCUCCUUCGAUCUCCCCUCCUCGCUCCCAUUUCACCAUUUUCACAUAGUAGGAACGAGAAUCUACCACACCAUUUUCUUUAAUUGCUUUCUCCACCCGUUUCUCCUUGCCUUCUUCCUGAUCCAGCCUUUAAUGCCAUACCUGCAACAUCCACUACCUUACCCCCUUUUACUCCCAUCUCUCUCUCUCCCCCCUUCUCUCUCUGGUGUUUCCCUUUCGCCAUUGGUGCCACAGGUUGGAUUCUUGCUCUGCUGCACUGGGUCCUUUGCUUGUGCUUGAGGGAUGAGUAGAUGGAGGUCUUCUUGCAGAAAUAGGGAGAAGAGUUCAGUUACCGAUGCCUAGUAGGGGAUCUACUUCGACACAGCAGAGCUGAAUUUCGCAAGAUACUGUAGAAUUUAGCACGUCGCCACUAUGGGUUCAACCGAUCUGAAUUCAGAGAUGACGAGGACGGUUCUUGGGCUCACAUUGUGGAUUUGGAUUGCAAUUGGCGUAGUUGCUCUUCUUGUGGCCAUUCUGUUGAUGAUAUGUAUCUGGGUGGCGUCCCGUCGCAGGACAAAGAGAACAAUUGACAACAUGACCCAGACACAGAUCCCCAUCUACUCCAAGGAGAUCCCGGUCGACAGGGUUGGCGGCGGUCGCAGCCUUGCACAGACGAUGCAUGAACGUGAGCAGCCUAGCUUCCCGCCGCAAGACAAGCACGCAAACCGGGAGCCGGGUAAGACGCCGGGGCAUAUGGCAUUGAGCAAGUCGUCAGAUCAUGAUAACAUGAGCCAGGGAAGCUCGGUUUGUAAUGUGGACCGUGGUGGCAGCGUGCAUUCUGGUGAAGAUGGCAGCUCAGGGCAGCAUGGUAGAAAGCCAUAUUCUCCUGCAGCGUUUGUGUCAGCGUCACCUCUGGUUGGCCUUCCCGAAUUCUCUCAUCUCGGUUGGGGACAUUGGUUCACUCUCCGUGACCUUGAAUUUGCCACCAACCGUUUCUCAAAGGAGAAUGUGCUUGGAGAGGGUGGUUAUGGGGUCGUGUAUCGCGGGCGUCUAGUGAAUGGAACUGACGUUGCCAUCAAGAAGAUCUUUAACAACAUGGGUCAGGCAGAGAAGGAAUUCAGAGUGGAGGUUGAGGCCAUUGGCCAUGUCCGACAUAAGAAUCUAGUUCGUCUGUUGGGAUAUUGCGUCGAGGGAGUGAACAGGAUGCUGGUUUAUGAGUUUGUGAACAAUGGUAACUUGGAGCAGUGGCUUCAUGGAGCUAUGCGUCAGCAUGGUGUUUUUAGCUGGGAAAAUCGUAUGAAGGUUGUUAUAGGCACUGCAAAAGCACUUGCUUACCUUCAUGAAGCAAUAGAACCAAAAGUUGUCCAUCGUGAUAUUAAAUCAAGCAACAUCUUGAUUGAUGAUGAAUUUAACGGCAAGGUCUCUGACUUCGGAUUGGCCAAGAUGUUGGGGUCAGAUAAAAGCCACAUUACUACUAGAGUGAUGGGAACAUUUGGAUACGUUGCACCUGAAUACGCUAAUACGGGGAUGUUAAAUGAAAAGAGUGAUGUUUAUAGUUUUGGUGUUCUCUUGUUGGAAACUGUGACUGGAAGAGACCCUGUUGAUUAUAGCCGCUCUGCCAAUGAGGUCAAUCUUGUUGAGUGGCUCAAAAUGAUGAUAGCCAACCGGAGAGCAGAAGAAGUGGUUGAUCCAAUCCUAGAGGUUAGGCCAACUAUUAGGGCUCUUAAGCGAGCUCUGUUAAUCGCACUAAGGUGUGUUGAUCCUGACUCUGAAAAGAGACCUAAGAUGGGUCAGGUUGCUAGGAUGCUCGAGUCUGAAGAAGUUCCAUAUCGAGAGGAUCGGCGAAACCGGAGGAGUCGCACAGGAAGCAUGGACAUCGAGUCUAUUACGGAGGGAUCGAAUUCUGCUGAAUUUGCAAACAAGGUAGAACGGACUGGCAGCUCAAGAUCAGACCGGUCUCAGUCAUGACUGAGCCUGAUGUUUACAAAUGCAUCUUACACCGUGAGCACUCCUGUUCAUUGAUCAUUCUGAGAAAUGAUGCUAUUCACCGAGGUGGUUACUGAACCCUAGUAGGAAAUAUUAGUAGGUUAAGGAAGGCACGCCCAGAUUUUACUAGCUAAGAUUUAGGCCGAGCUAUUAGGUCGAGCAGAAGCAUUCUUGGAGGAAGAAUUUCCUGGUCUUUGGUCAUUUUUUUGUGUGUGCUGUAUAGGUAUGUGUUGGUGCCUGGGAUGAUCAUACUUAUGAUCCAUGAUGUUCCUUCAGUUUGUGGAAGUGGACCGUUCUUGAUUUCCUUUUGGUUCUUUGAUUGCUGCUAUUUCAGUUUUUACUUGUUUUUUUUA
This is a messenger RNA of Brachypodium distachyon (stiff brome), 2512 nucleotides long. RefSeq names its product probable receptor-like protein kinase At2g42960. The transcript is spliced from 9 exons. The coding region runs from base 606 to 2141 and encodes 511 amino acids. Gene Ontology annotation, biological process: protein phosphorylation. Gene Ontology annotation, molecular function: protein kinase activity; ATP binding. The record is from RefSeq and is a predicted model, not a curated record. Lineage: Eukaryota; Viridiplantae; Streptophyta; Magnoliopsida; Poales; Poaceae.